Glossina fuscipes is the source of this 7711-nucleotide messenger RNA. RefSeq lists its product as uncharacterized. Gene Ontology annotation, molecular function: protein binding; guanyl-nucleotide exchange factor activity. Bases 204 to 7355 code for a protein of 2383 amino acids. Gene Ontology annotation, biological process: actin cytoskeleton organization; positive regulation of stress fiber assembly. NCBI's taxonomy places the organism in Eukaryota, Metazoa, Arthropoda, Insecta, Diptera, Glossinidae. The record is from RefSeq and is a predicted model, not a curated record. The transcript has 6 exons.
CAACUUAAAAUCAAUGCUAACGGGCAUUUUUUAUUUUCAACGCAUACACGCUAGCAAAUACACAUUUACACACACACUAAACGAAAAGUCAUCAUCAAAUCGAAAGCAGUAAAGGGAAAUAGGGGGAGAGAGAAAGAGAGACUCGUAAGAAAAAAAGAAAAAAAAUCGUACAAAACGUUUGUCAAUUUACAUCAACAUGUGCCAUGGAGGCUUGCUUGGGCUUAGGCAAUCGUCAACGUAUAAUCAAAGCACAAAAGGACUUGAAGCAACAACAGCAGCAACAGCAACACCAGAUACCAGUUACCACUCAAAACUACUACACGCAACAGCAACCGCAAACUCAACGUCAGCUAGCACGUGGACAAACCGGGAAUAUUGGUGGCAGUGGUUUCAGAGGACAAGAGGAUACAGACCAUCAGGCAUUAUUUCAGCAACAACAACAACAACAGCAACAAUUAAAUACUAUAAGUGGCAGCCAUGCGGCAGCAGCAGCGGCAGCCACGUCAACCCCUGUGACAUCGAUAACAACGACGACACCUAAAUUUGUUGGCAAGUGCUUACAUUUUCAGUCGCCACCCGAAUACCCACCGUCCCCGCAACAACAGAACUUAAGUAGUGUUGGCGUCGGUGGUGGUUGCACAAAAACAAUGUUACAAAAAAGCACUGUAACUGUGGAAGUGACUGCCACUCUACCGUCGUCGGUUAACUCUUGCAAUUCAACAAUUGUCACAAAUGCCGCGGCAACCGCUCAAAUGAAUUCGAGCGGCCGCAGCUAUCGGAAGCACGUACGCCACCAUCAGCAAUUAGAGCAGGACUUGGAUGCCAUUGAGAUAUGUGCCGAACAAGAGCCUUUGACAAGCCACAAACCAAGCGGCAGCAGGCAAGCCAGAACUUUAGGUAGACUUAAUCGUAAUGAGGUGGACGAUAGUGGGCAUCAUAGUCAAUGGUCAAAUGUGCAACAGACCACUAGUUUACAAAUGUUACAGCAACAUCAACAUCAACAGCAGCAACAACAACAACAGCAACAACAACCACAACAACAACAACAACAGCAACAACAGCAACAUCAUCAACAACAACACGAUUAUUCGUAUGCUUACUAUGAGCCAGGUGCAGCAAUGCGCCAUACGAAUAUACCUAACGCUGAGCUAUUGGGCAGAGAGGAGGAUUCAACACCGCCGCCACCCAACUCAAUAAGAGCUUUGCUGUCAAAAGGCAAAAAGAACAAAUUGCUUGUGUCACCUGCUACAAGACAAACUUUUCAAACAAGAUUAACAGGCGGUAGUAAUAAUAAUAGCAGCAGCAAUACAACAGGUACAGCGUCGGCACAUUGUGCUAGCGCAACACCAGAAAAUUUUUAUGAAGAAAUUUCAGCAUCAUCAACAUCGUCAUCCACAAAUUCGAUGAGCAGUCAUCAUCAACUAAGAGCUACGGCUACCUCACACUCGGCGGGCUCGCUAACACAGACAUUAGUUGAAGAGGAGUUACGGAGAGUGCAGAAUCGUCAUCGCAAAAUUCUGGGCGAGCUAAAUCUUUCCGUCGAAGCUAUGCUUAUGCCUGAGAGUCCACCAAAUAAUAGUCCAACUGGUAAAGAAGCCCCUGUUCCUACCGUGAGUGUUACGACUGCUUCAGGCCAACCUUUGCGAUUAGCGUCAACUUCCGCUGAUAAUAUCUGUGAUGCCUCAUUGAAUGAACUACUAAAUACGGUAGGGCCCACUGACGAGCUACUUUCACCCAUACCGAACUCCUCAUCUGUUUUAGGUAAUAUAAUACACACUACUACUACCUGCUUAGGUGGUGAUUUAGAUAGCGGUUUUAGUGGCAGCAGCGGAGCCAGUUAUAUAGGUUCUUUGCGAUUGCAUAAAACUAAUGCUCUGCUGAAUUCCCGAUCGGCUAAUAAUGCGAAUGCUACCAAUGUGCCUGCUCAAAGUGCCUUCGCCUAUGCCACGCACAGUUGUCGUUCUUUUCAACGGGCCUCUACCGCACAUACCUCUUCAUCUUCGAUCAGAAACUUGCCACAAAUACAUCAACAAACAACAACAAAGCAACAUACGCAAAAAUUCCCUCAUUCCAGUAUCAAUAAUGCAGACAACGCCUGUGCCGACGAAUCACAAAACACAUUUGGUUUCUUCACCAGAGCCUCGUGCGGUCGGCGCAUUUUAAAUUGUGCAAAAAUAAGAGCCGCUGAAGAUCCCGGUCCUGUUGUUGCCCCGAGGCAAACCGAAUCAAAAGCGAGAAGUUUUUGGAAUCGUAAAGGCUGGCGUAAGCAACCUGGCCUCUCCACUUCCACAUCCAGUAUUAACGACACCGGCUUAUCAACAGAUGAGUCCAAAUUGAAUGCCGGCUCUUGGGAAGAUUCCCUUCCAUCUGCCUUAACUCAAAAUAACAAUAUCAAUCCAUUAGCCGUCCAGCCAAGUGCACAUCAUCCCAACAACGGCAACAACGUGACCACAACUACAGCACAAUUACAUAACAUAUCGAUAUUGAAACGACCUGAAGUACGUGGCGGUUUGCAAACGUUAAUUAUACCACAGCAUUCACAACAACCGCACCAUCAUCAUCAUCAUCAUCAUCAUCAUCAUAUACAUACAAGUGCCAUAAGCCGCUGCAGUGAAGCGGCCAUACAGCAACAGCAGCAAUUGCCCAGUGGUGCUGCUUCAGUUAAAUUAAGCGGCAACACAAUAGCCGGCGGCAGUUUUAACGCCAACGGCGGCACCUCUGCCGUUGGUGUAACAUCGUCUACAUCCGCUACCUCCGCAGCACCGAAUUCAGCAGGUGUUCAAAAACAUUUGGACGACAGUUGGUGCUCAGCUGAACGAGGUGAGCAUACACCUACCGAAGCACACAACAAGUCGCCAAAUCCCAGUAUCUCCUCGGAAGACGAGGAAUUGGCACACGAAGAGAAGGCAAACGGCAGCGCAACGUCAUCGCUCAGUGCUACAAAUCAACGCAAUUCCCAAUUGCGUUCGACCUUUAAUCGCGCCAAACAGCACUUGUCAUUUGACAAAUGGCGCUCGCCGGGCAAUGUAAACAAUUGCGCUGCUGAUAACAGCACAAAUUCAAGUAAUAACGCCGCAGGAGGAAGCGGUACUUUAACUAGACGAGCCAGUACUACUACGUGCAGCAUAAUGCCAACCGCUCAUCAGCCAUCUAGGGAAGAUAUUACAACGCCAGGGGAAACACCCGGCGGUAGAUUGCAAAGGUGGUUUUCAAUGAAACGCGGUUCUUCGCAUCAGUACGAUGUUGGCGGGAGGGAUGGACGGCAAUCAACUUCGUCUAGUAUCGACUAUUCAGAUACAGUUUGCGACGGAACGUCACACAUGAGUGUAACGCAAAAGCUCACAAAUUCUGCUCAUACAACAAAAUCUGCCUAUAAAAUGCCCGGCGUACCAGAGAAUGAAGAUGAUGAAACGUCUUCAUUGACCGCAUCGACUAAUAGAUUCGAUUUGGAUUUAAUGAUACCGCCUGGUAGUCGCGCCAAUGGAACGGCCCGAACAACUCACAAUCGCUUGAUGCAACCAAUGCUACCGCCAGCGCCACCCGGUCUCUCACAGCAACAAUUAAAGCGACGUCACAUUGUCGCCGCUAUCGUACACAGUGAAAAUUCAUAUGUGGCAACCCUGCAACGUCUAGUCAAUGAUUACAAAAAACCUCUCGAAGAUAGUAAUCCACCCAUAUUGAGUGUUAAUAAAAUUGGUACGCUAUUCCAUCGUUUACCGGAAAUUUUGCAAUCACAUCAACUGUUUCGCAUCGCCUUAGCCGAAUGUGUACGUAAUUGGGAUCGUGAUGAGAAGUUAGGAGAUUGUUUCGUUGGAGCAUUUAGCAAGCCGCGUAUCCUUGAAAUUUAUUCGGGUUUCAUUAAUAAUUUCUCCGCAGCCAUGGAACUGGCCAAAAUGGAAGAGAAACGCAAAUCGGCUUUGGCUGAUUUCUUUAAAGUCAAGCAAAUCAGUGCCCAUGAUCGUCUCAGCUUUUUCGGUUUAAUGGUUAAGCCGGUGCAACGUUUUCCACAAUUUAUACUUUUCCUACAGGAUCUACUCAAAUAUACCCCGCAAGGUCAUCACGAUCGUAUGUCAUUGCAAUUGGCUCUGACUCAGCUCGAAUUAUUAGCCGAAAUGUUAAACGAACGUAAACGUGAAGCAGAACAAUAUCAGGGUUUCAAAGAAAUGCUCGGCCAUAUCAGUGGCACUUUUAAUACACGAUCUUUGGCAUCGACGGAAAAUAAUCGACAACGCUAUCUUUUACGUGAGGAUAAUGUCACGCAUAUGGAAUUCAAUCAGGCCGGUUUCAUAGUGAAAUCGAAGCAGAGACGUUUGCUAUUGCUUAACGAUAAAGUGAUUUGUGUAUCGGUGGCACCCAAGCAAUCGCAUGAUUUUGGUGCCACCGAGAAGCUAACAUUCAAAUGGAUGUAUCCGGUAACGGAUGUGGAAAUUGUAGACAAUAGUACUUCCGCUACUCUAUCAAGAAUAUUAACUGCAGGUCUUAAUCGUGGCGGAAGCCUUAAGUCCAACAGUAGUUCAUGCAACAACUAUUCAACCAAUACUUUGCCGGCGAAUACCUCGUCAUCGUCACCCACAGUUUAUCAAAAUGCUAGCUUUGACAGUUCAACAGCUGCCUUAUUAACAAGCGGUGCCGACAACCUAUGCAAUGAGAUGAGUAAUCUUAUGUAUGAUUAUGAGGUAGUGUCGCGUAUCAAUGAUCUGGUUGGUUCAUUGAAGGGCACUUAUAAGGAGCUCAAUACGAACAUCACCAGGAAUGUAAUGAAUUCGAUUCAAAGCUCAAUACAGCGUAAAAAUGAAGAAAUGGCUUGGGUAGAUUCAUGUUGCUUGCAAUUGGUGGCACGUAACAAGUCAGGUAAAGAGGAAACCUUCACAUUCCAGACAAUUAAUCCUAAUGUGAAGAAAGAAUGGGUCACGGAAUUACGCUUAGCUCAACUGGCAUUAGAUACGAAUAAUUCGCCCGCUUGGGAGACAACAUCGACCGAUCCGAUCGCUGCUUCAAGUUUAGCCUAUGAGCAGCAACAACAAAUGCAACUAGUACAGCGACAAUCAAAUAAAAUGCCACUCUUUGUCAAGGCAAUGCCCAUACUCAAGUCACAGCAUCAAACGGAGGUACGCUGUGGAUGUUAUUAUAGCAUUGCUAAUGAUUCAAAAAUUAGUGGCAAUGCUCGUCGCCGCCACAAGCAGCUGAACUACUUGUGGAUAUGUACCAGUGAUGGGUCCGUGUCGCAUAUUACCGUCUUCUCACAACAUAUCCAACAGGCCGGCAAUUUACGCGAUGUCGGCUCGUUCGAUAUAACCGAUUGUCAAAUAACAGCAAUGGAAUUUGUUAAAGGUCUUGAGAAUUGUAAAACUCGCGAAGAGUACAACAGCUUGUUAGGCGACCUUAUCUGGAUGGGUACUGAUACACAAAAAAUUUUAAUUUAUUCGGCCAAAAAUCCAGAGCAGGAGGAGCAAUUAAGUUGCUGUACCGUUACCGGUACAGUCAUGCGUAUACUCUAUCAUUUUGAUACCGUUUAUGUGGCCCUAUCUAAUGCCACGAUGUUAAUCUAUCGACGAGCCUACGACGGUGCUUGGAUGUUAAAAGAUCCCCAAGUAGUUGUAUUAGGCGAAUCAUCGUUGUCGGUGCCAAGCCUAUUGCCCAUCAAUAUGAACAUCUAUGCUGCUUGCGCCAACCGAGUAUAUGUUCUUAACGCCCUAAACGGUGAGAUACAGAAAAGUUUUGAAGUUCAUCAUGGUGCGAAUCAGCAAGUAAACCUGAUGGCUCAUUCUGGUAUCGGUUUAUGGAUUUCCCUUAAAAAUUCAACCAUGUUAUGCUUGUAUCACACCGAGACUUUUAAACAUUUGCAAGAUAUUAAUAUAGCUUCGAGUGUGUUACGCAGCGACGGUAAGAAGGAACAAGCAGUUAAUAACAGUGCUAUUUAUGUAACAGCUUUAAUGGCAUGCAAGGGCUUAUUGUGGGUAGGUACCAAUGUUGGAAUAGCCGUCACCAUACCUUUACCGCGUUUAGAGGGUGUACCAAUAAUUAGCGGAGGAAUAAGCAUGUCGUGUCAUGCUCACUUCGGUCCCAUAACUUUCUUAUUACCCUUGGUAUCCAAAGUAUAUCCUUGUUAUAAACCGUCUACCAAUCAGUCAAUGGCAAACGCGUUAAGUACUGCUGCUGAACCGGUAGUGCCUAGCAUGGGCGACGAUUUGCAAUUACCCGCAAUAGAUGCAGAUCCUAAAAAAAUUGCCGAAGCUGAAUUGGAUGAAUCGGCGGUAGUGCUAAGAAGGGAUUUACCUAAAGAGGAGAUUAGUUCAGGCUGCGGAUCACCGUCUGCUCUUAUGUUACGCGAGUUAAGUACAGAAGGUGUAGAUUCAGCAACAUCAUCUCCUCGAUGCUCUAAAUUAGACAAACAAAUUUCACUGGAUCAAUCGUUCUCGGCUAAAAUUCGAGCUCCUUUAGCUAAUUCGCCAGCUUUUCAUCGUAAACGUUUCAGAGAUCUAUCAACGGAAUCAGCCCGCAUGUCGAAAACAUUACCACGUGGUUUAGGAUCGCCGGGCUAUUACAAUUUAGGUUUGAACUCAAACACUAGCACAUUGAAUCAUAGUGAACAUGGUUAUUGUGAUGUUUAUGGUCUAUACGGCAAACUAAUAUACGUCAAGGAGGAUUAUGAUGCCGCCGAGGGUACGCAAGGUAAUUUAAUGGAUAUGAUGUAUGAAGGAAUGCGCAGAUCAGAUCCGGAGCUGGCAGCCAUACCCGGCCGAGUUAGCACCUUGGAUCGGCGUUUACGUAUGAAAGCAUCGCGACCCAGAUCUUUGGAUCUCUCUAAUUGGUCGGUAGAUUCGAAGUCAUCUAGCCUAUAUACAUCGUCGGGCAGUGAGGAAAGCAUGGGUAUUCGAUUGUUUGGAGGACGUUCAGUGUCACGCAAUAGCAGUAGUGCUAGUCACAAAACUUCCGGCAAUGGCAGUGAUUUAGGUAAUAUAUCUGAAAAUGGACUCAUGACUUCGGCCGAUGUACACAGUACUCCUAAGUCGGAGGAGGGUUUUAAACUUAUGCAACAGCAUAAACAAACGGGUAAUAAUUUAACAACACCGGCGACAUCUUCAACACCGCCACCAGCGGCAGCCACGGCUACACUAAAACGCAAGCAAAAACAAAAUGCCAAACAACAGCAGCAACAACAGGCCGAUGGGCCACGAACUAUUAUCACAUUGACCGGCGGUCGGGGCUAUUGGCGGCAUGUAUGGUAUAAUAAUGCUAACUCGCCCGGUCACAAAUCCUCGUCAUCGUCAUCAUCACUUAGCUCCGGCUCUUCAACACCACUUAUCGCCAAUUCAAACGAUGCUCACAUUGUAAUUUGGGAAAAAAAAUUAUAAUCUGAGGAGUUUGUGUGGCAACGCAAAGUCACACCUUUAACCACAGCAGCAUCGACAACAAAAACAACCCAAUCAGUAGCAACCAAUGCUGGAAUCAAUGUUUAUUUACAGCAAUCAGCUAAUCUAACUACUUUGGAACGUAGAGGACGAGUUCGUUUUCGUGGCUCCUUUGUAAUGCGUGAACGCAACAGCGUAUCACCAUUAAGUACAUCUCCGUCAAUGAGUGGGUGCGGUGUGGGCAUGGGUGUAGGCAGUCUGCGUAGAUUAACAAAACUGAGACGUGGCGGCAGUUUAAAAGAAUUCUAACGAUUGUGAAAUUUUAAAUUGAAAUAAGUUAAGAAAAAAAAGGUUAAAAA